Alternaria viburni is the source of this 822-nucleotide messenger RNA. RefSeq lists its product as uncharacterized. NCBI's taxonomy places the organism in Eukaryota, Fungi, Ascomycota, Dothideomycetes, Pleosporales, Pleosporaceae. The coding region runs from base 1 to 822 and encodes 273 amino acids. The record is from RefSeq and is a predicted model, not a curated record. The transcript has a single exon.
AUGACAGAUGAGAUCGGUCAUGGUGGUAGCAAUAUCAUAACCCUCCGGUUUGAGCCAGAGGCGCUAGACACCAACGACAAGUUUCAGUUGAACCGCAAACAACGUCGUAGCAUUGGCCACCUCAUAUUCACAACUCCAGAGACAGAGCGCCCGAUAACUCUAUUUUGCAAUGGUCUCACUGUUGUUGUAAGGGGGCGAAACACUGUCCUACAAGCAUUAAGGUCUGGACUGUUCGAACUCGUGCAGUCUGGCAAGGAAGAUGCAGGUGCUAUUAUGCUGCCAUCUUUCGCGUCAUCUCGGAAAGGCCAGUACAAGAUACUCCCUACGGCAUUUCCACAGUAUCGGGAAGUAUCGAUUAGUGUGUUGACUGAAACAACGCAUGUUUUGUGGAAAGAGGUCUUGCAGCCCGGCCAUACAUACGGCUUACGGUUGUCUGAGAAAGCUGGCGAAGUGUUCGCGUAUUAUACGGAUGAGCUUGAUGGCAAUCCUGAAAGCCUCACAUCAGCGCAGAAGCUGCCCGUUCAUCGUGAGGGAGGUGGCACAUACUACUUCACCGUCCACGACGACCCGGCGCCUCCCAAACUUUUCGCCAGGUUGGAGCUGCCCCGCAAAGCUUAUCUCAACGGUCCAACCCCCUUCACCCUCAUCAUCGAGUACACAACCGACAGCGACGAGCCCUUUGUGUUCGAUAAGUCACGCUCUCCAAUUUCGGUCACCAAUUUCUGCUCCGGAUUCGACCUGCACUGUAUGGACCAACUAAUCGAUUGUCAGGAUAAUGCCACCGGGGAGAAGGUUGAAUGGGGCGCCGUCUUCGUCUGCUGA